AUGCAGUCGUUGGCUUCACAGCAACGCGGAAACGGAUGUGCUUGCUCAAAUGCGACUUGGAUACAAAGAUUGGAAAUCCAAGCUGGCAUCUUUCCAUCUUCGGCAAAAGAACACAUUUCCAAUGCCGCGAGAGCUGGUGCCACCCACGAUCGAGAACCCCCUGGGGAGAAAAGCAAGCUCGGUCCUCGAGCAUUUGAGGGAAUGGCAGGCCCUAAUAUUGUAGGCGAAUACUGGGCUGUCAACCAAAUACUCGCGAAGCAGCUGCACACGACGGACGAGGACAUCCUGAACUACACAACAAACUUGAUGGAUAAGCUCGAGCAGACGAAAUCAGAACACGCGACCGAAGACGCUAUCACAGACGACCUAGCGGGCCAGGCGUACGUGGAGCAGUUUGCGCAGGAGACAUUGGACCGAGCGGAACGAGUGGUCAAGGCGAAUCGGGUUACACAACAAACCGCGACCACGUUCGACGCAGCGGCGACCUUCUUCCAUGUCGCUAAUAUUUGGGGUCCUGUGGAUCAAGAGACACAACAGAAGAUCAAGUACGCCAAAUGGAAUGCGGCACGGAUUGUGAAGGCAAUUCGAGAUGGAAACGACCCCAACGAAUCGAAUCCGAGACACGAAGAGGCGCCCCAACCGGAGCUAGAUCCGAACGACCCCGCGGUUCAGAGCUUAGGCGGCGCUUCGCCAAACACAGGACCAAGGCCCGUGACGGUGGAGGAUGUCCCUGACUCUGAAACAACCAAGGAUGCGUCAGGCGUGUCAUUGCCGCACAGCCCAGUCCUGGGCGAGCCAUCUCCAAUUUCUGACGGUGGGCUCCAACUCCCAGGGGUCCCAACAGAUAUGGCCGAACCUUCGCCGUCUAGCUACUUUGGCCCAGAGGCAUCGAUAACCCCGCCGCCACAGCAUCCAAGUUACUCCCAAGCGUCUCCCAGCCUCCCGGCCCCGCCAACCGGAUGGGCUCCAUCCCAGCAGAGCCCAACAACGAGUCUUCCACCGACAGCAUGGCAACAAGGCCCUGUUAGCCCAACCGACUCUGGCUUCUAUCAGCAACCUUCAGCUCCCACAACGAUACCCCCAACAUUCGCCACAAGCCCUCCAUCAACAGCUGCAGUAGCAUCUCCGCCUGUUAGUCCGCCAACCAAUCCUUAUUACUCGAAUACCACGAGGCCGACAGCCCCACCGGUAGCCCCGCCGGUUAGUUAUGCGCCGGUCCAAUCUGGGGGCUUCACGACGGAUGAGGCGGCGAUGGUCGGAGCACAGAAACACGCCAAGUGGGCCAUAUCGGCUCUCAACUUCGAAGACGUGCCUACGGCGGUAAGGGAAUUACGAGACGCGUUGAGGUUGCUCGGCGCCACGUAG
Molecule: messenger RNA, 1365 nt
Organism: Chaetomium globosum CBS 148.51
Lineage: Eukaryota; Fungi; Ascomycota; Sordariomycetes; Sordariales; Chaetomiaceae
Exons: 5
Coding region: 1-1365 (454 amino acids)
Biological process (GO): late endosome to vacuole transport via multivesicular body sorting pathway
Cellular component (GO): multivesicular body
Source: RefSeq, a predicted model, not a curated record